GGCGGCAAACCCGUGGUGGCUUCAUGAAGGUCCAUCCAUCCUUCGACUUCGACGUGCGCCAGGAAUGGAUCGACCUCUCACUGGCAGACGACGUUGAGGACGACGAAGAGGAUCAACGCAACUGGGAGUGGUUCCAGGUCCCUCAUACUGGACAUGCAUCGCCUCGUAAACCAGUUCAAAAGCCUCAUCAACAGCAACUCCUGCAAAAGGCAAAAACGGUCAAAGUCAAGGAGGAGGACCAUAUCAAGCAAAUGCUGAAGGAACACAACGCUAAGGUCAAGAACGCAAGGUUGUCGAAUGCUGGUGAUGCUCGAUACGCAGGACAUCAGCCGAUGACGACUUCGAGAACGCAUCGGAAACCCCCUGCACCUGAUGAACGGAAGAGCUCUCUGGACUGCAAUUGGCACUCGAUUCCUCAAGAGAGCUUAUCUCGACAUUUUCCAAAAGAAGAUCACGUGUACGACUACCAUGACAGCUUGACAGCUUCCUGCGAAACCGAGACUGAAAGCAAUCGGCGAAAGGCGCUUGCUUCACCUGGACCUGUGUCGUCGUCCUUGUCGCAUCAAUCUCCUGAUCCCUCACGAAUCGAACGCUUCGUCAAAUCCCCCCACGAAGAUCUCCAAGAAUUGCUCGAUGAGCUCAAGGCAAAGCAGACGCCGCAACCGGUACGUGUGGUGGUUCAAGCUGUGGAUACGAAGGGAUCAAGCACCUCGGUCAAGCGCAAACUACCCAAGAAAGACCACGUCGAGCUGCAAUUACUCGUACAGCAACACAACGACAAGCACAAGUUGCGUCGGCUGUCGUCGUCACACCACUCUCAGUGACGUCCCUCGCUUCCCGUAAUUUAUACGUCUAUUUCACCUAGCGAACUACUGUCUACGUAUCCAACAUGCACAACAUGG
Molecule: messenger RNA, 902 nt
Organism: Aphanomyces invadans
Lineage: Eukaryota; Oomycota; Saprolegniomycetes; Saprolegniales; Verrucalvaceae
Exons: 1
Coding region: 24-824 (266 amino acids)
Source: RefSeq, a predicted model, not a curated record